Python bivittatus (Burmese python) is the source of this 2367-nucleotide messenger RNA. The record is from RefSeq and is a predicted model, not a curated record. NCBI's taxonomy places the organism in Eukaryota, Metazoa, Chordata, Lepidosauria, Squamata, Pythonidae.
AUGAAGGGAAUCGCCUUAAUUCUUCUAAUGGCCCUUGUGGGGAACCAGAAGCCCCAAACAAAAACCCAGAAUCCUGAAACUGGAACUGAGAAUGUUGAAAUCAGGCCAGAAUUUCGUGAUGGAGAACAAUGGCUAUACAAUUAUACUGCCAUGGUAGAAAAUGGAGUACAGAGCAAGGACUUUGGAAAAUCUCUUAUAAAGAUAUCAGCUCAUGUACUGAUUAAAGGAGGUCAACAAGAGCAUGUGCUUCAGGUUAUGCGUCUAAAAUUGGAAGGAGGUGUUGGAUUCUACCCAAAAAAUUCCUUGUCAGAACCACCAAAGGAAGUUAAACAGUUCCUUGCCUGUCAGGAGUAUACGGCCCAUUUCACUUACAAUGGGAGAAUUGGAUCCAUCCUCAUGAGUAAAAAUGCACCUUUGCAUUGCAAGAAUAUUAUGAGAGGCAUGCUGACCAUGUUGAAUAUGUCACCAAGGAACCAAAAGGAAUAUGAGCUACAGGAGGAUGGAAUUGAAGGCGAGUGCAGCACCAGGUAUGCCAUCUAUGAGGAGAAAAGGAGCAACAGCAUUAUUUGCAAGAAAGUCAGGGACUUGAACAACUGCAAACAAAGAAUUAUGCUGAACGCUGGAAUGUCCUUCCUCCACGUCCGCCCCAAAUGCUUCCAAAGGGAGAGAUUGGUUCAAGGCAUGUCUACCUCUGUCAUCAAAGUGAAACGUGACAGUGCUGGUGACCAGAUCACUCAAGUCAUGUCUGAACAAUUAUACCAGUUUCCUCUGAUAAAUGGAGAUGAGGGUGCUGGAUACAUGAAAGCUCAGCAGUUCAUGACCUUGAUAGAUGUGAAAACUGACCAAGGCCAAGCACAGCAGCAGCAGCAACAGCAACAGCAACAGCAACAGCAACAGCAGCAGCAACAGCAGCAGCAGCAGCAGCAGCAGCAGCAGCAACAAGGAGAGCUUGAAACGAUAAGCAUUCAUUUUGACAUUCCCAAAUACCUGCCUUUGCCAGUGUUGGACGUUCCCAACAGAGAUCUUGUACAACAGGCUGAUGAACUCUUGCAAGAAUCGGUGCGCUGGCAACAGUUGCGCUAUGAAGAGGUUGCCUUCAAAUUUCUAAUAUUGAAGAGGAGCAUACAACGCUUGUCAUAUAACGAUCUGAACACUCUCUACAAUAAGUUUUCCAAAAUUCCUCCUGCUAGAAAAGCCCUACUGAUUUCAUGCAGCCAUGCGGGUAAUUUGAUUGGACUGAGGUUCAUCAGGGACAAAGUAGCCAAUGGAGAUCUGCACCACACAGAAAUGUUUUUCAUUGUCCCCCUAACCUUCCAUUUUGCCAACCCUGAUACUACUAAAGUAGAAGAAACAGCUAAAGUGGCAGGAGACAUAAUUUCCAAAACCACUGACAUCUUAGGAAAGAUGACUUACCUGGCAUAUGCAAAUAUGGUGUUCAAGCAAUGUUCUGCUUCUCGGACUUGUCACCCUAAAUUGCUUGAGCCUCUCCACAACCUUCAAGCUGAGGCAGUUCGGGAAAAAGAUGAAAACAAAAUGGUAUUAGCUAUGAAAGCUAUUGGCAAUGCAGGUCAGUUAGCCAGCCUGAAACAAGUGAAACUCCUGUGUGAGUCUGCUAAAUAUUCUGAAUACGUCCAGAUCAUUGCAAUUCAGACCCUGGUGCAAAUCGGCAAGCAGGAUCUUACAAAGGUUCAAGGCUUUCUUCUUCAGAUCUUUAUGGAUACUUCACGUUCUGCAGCAGUCCGAAUAAUGGCUAGCAUUGGCCUCUUAGACAAUAACCCUCCUCUACUCAUAGUAACAGCCAUGGCCAGUGCAAUGCUGCAUGAAGACAAUCUUCAGGUUGUCAGUUUUGUGUACUCUCACAUGACGAGCAUAACAAAUUCCAGGCACCCCAUAUACUACCGCCUGGCUUCUUACUGCACUAUGGCCCUUACACUUCUGAACCCCAGACUUGACAAACUAACCCCCAGUUACAACAAGGCUUGGCAUUUCAACCCUUUUGUAAACAAUGGAGUUCUCUUGAAACUUUUCAUGAUUGGUGACAAUAUAUAUAAUCCAAAUAUCAUCCUUAGUUCAGAUGUAACCAUUUUUGGUUCCACUUAUAACCCAAUAGAGAUUGCAGUGCAAGUUGAGGGUGUACAUCAAUUGUUUGGGGAAUCACUUAGCCAGUCUGACCAAUACCCUAACCAUCAAAAGAUCAAAGAUACUGUAGCCAAGCUGCCAGGAUUCCAAGAACUACCUGACAGAAAACUCUCCUUUAGUACCUCACUCAAAAUUCUAGGAAAAGACAUUUUAUAUUUCUACUUUCGAGAAAUAAAGCCAGCUCAGGAGGUAAAGAUGUCUGAUAUGUUUUCACCAUCUAAUCCGUAG